Nasonia vitripennis (jewel wasp) is the source of this 4104-nucleotide messenger RNA. It is a transcript of the gene ogre, whose product is annotated as innexin inx1. The record is from RefSeq and is a predicted model, not a curated record. The coding region runs from base 805 to 1896 and encodes 363 amino acids. Gene Ontology annotation, molecular function: gap junction channel activity. The transcript is spliced from 6 exons. Gene Ontology annotation, cellular component: gap junction; plasma membrane. NCBI's taxonomy places the organism in Eukaryota, Metazoa, Arthropoda, Insecta, Hymenoptera, Pteromalidae.
UCGCUCUCGGACCCCCCCACAACAACACAACUGCCGCCGCUGCUGCUGGCGAGUAGCCGCGGCUGCUCUCGUCAGUCGGCGCUCAAGGGACAGUGCUCGCUCGCUACGUACGAUACACACGGGCUCGGCUCGAUUCUCGUUUCUCCGCAAACUGCGCGGACUCGAUCCCCUGCGAAAUACACGUGUGAGCAAAAAUCCAGCUGCGCGCGGCAAUCCAACAGCCAACUGAUGCCGAGUGCUCACUCCGACGACUGACCCACGGGGCCGCAGCAUCCGCCGCGGGAGUAGUGGGAGGUGCGACUGCGAGAAGAGAGGAGGCGCGCGACUCGCGCGCACGCGGUCGACCAACUCACGACACUACUGGGAGAGAGGGAGCGCGCGCAGCAGGACUCCAGCUUGCCAUCGAAUUUUCAGCGGCCGCAUCAGCAGUUUUCGAGUUCCGCAAUAUUGCCGAAAUAAUUAAGCUGGAAGCUGUGUGCGUACAGCCGCAGCCGGUUAAAUCGUCGGUAGACAGAGAGACAGAAACGAACAGAAAGAAGCGAUCCACGCCGCAUUCGUUAUUCCGGUCCCUUCGUAUUCCUGCCGCCGUCUGUCUGACAGAUGAGGCUGUGAUUCCUCUGGAAUAAGGCCGACAACCUCUCUCCUCUACACUCGCCGCCGAGGAGACCCGAGAGCGACGAGAUAAAGAACUCCGAGUCGAAGAUAGCUAAACGACUUUCCAUGCCUUUCUGAGAUCGUUCCUUCGCGGGAUCGACGGAAGGGAAUCCGAAGGAAAAGAGAAAAAGCCUCUCGAAAUAAGCCAAGAUGUUGAAGCUGCUGGGGGAGCUGAAGGGCUAUCUAAAAUGGCAGGACAUCAGCACAGACUCCAUGGUCUUCCGCAUGCACAAUCUGUUUACAGCUGUGCUGCUGCUGACCUGCUCCAUGAUUAUCACUGCCACCCAAUUUGUGGGUAACCCUAUCUCCUGCAUCGUCCCUUCGGCACUGCCUACACAGCCCAUCAACACGUACUGCUGGAUCACCUCCACAUUCACCAUGCCGGAUGCUUUCAAUCGUCAGGUCGGCCUGGAAGUGGCUCAUCCCGGUAUAGCCAACGACUUUGGCGACGUCGAGGCGAGGAAAUAUUACACCUACUACCAGUGGGUUUGCUUCGUGCUCUUUUUCCAAGCGAUGGCCUGCUACCUCCCGCACUGGCUCUGGAGUAAUUUGGAGGGUGGAUUGAUAAAAACACUGGUUAGUGGCAUGAACCACACGCUUGAAGCUGAAGAGUCUGUCACCAAGAAGAAGGGUAUUAUCAUGGACUACAUAAUAUCCCACAUCAGACAACACAACACAUACGUCUAUCGUUACUUCGCCUGCGAGGCCAUCUGCCUGGUCAAUAUCCUGGUACAACUUUACCUGAUGAAUCGCUUCUUCGAUGGCGAGUUUCUCACUUAUGGACUGCGCGUGCUCAAUCUGUCAGACACUCCGCAGGAGGAGCGCGUCGAUCCUAUGGUCUACAUCUUCCCACGCGUUACUAAGUGCAUCUUCCACAAGUACGGAGCUUCAGGCACAAUACAAAAGCAUGAUUCGCUUUGCAUACUUCCACUGAACAUCGUCAAUGAGAAAACAUACAUAUUCAUUUGGUUUUGGUAUUUGAUCCUCACCAUUCUGCUCAUUGGAUUGAUGGUUUAUAGAGCAGCUAUUAUCUUCGCGCCUGCGGUGCGACCGAAGAUUCUGCAAUUAAAUUCCAGGCUAACAGAGUACGAGACAUGUCAGAGUAUCACAAGAAAAAUCGAACUUGGCGACUGGUGGGUUCUCUACAUUUUAUCGUCGAAUAUGGAUUCUCUUAUUUAUAGAGAGUUACUACAGGAAUUGACAAAGAAAAUAAGUGAAAACCCAUCGUCUUUGACUUCCUAGGGAAGGCUUAUGGCCAAUAUAAGGCUAGCAGAUGGUAGAUUUUACGAUAAACGCGCCGAUCUUUAGCAGCGAGUGCGACUUGUUUUGUUAUGUCGUUAUAACUGCAGAGAUGAAAAGUAGUGCAUUAUAAAUGAAAAUCGUUUCAAGGAGUUGUUACCUGACGUGCGUGAUCGCCUUUAUAAUGCUUUACUGUCGAUUUUAAUGAAAGAAUAGUUGAUUAUAACAUUUUUUUCAUUAGAAUGCCAACAAAAAAAGUUGUUGGCGUCUUCCACAGUGUCUAAAGUACAUGUAAAUCAAUGUUUAGUCUUUCAUUGAAUGAUCGUAAGUGUUUUCUUAAGAAUAAAUUGAUUUCUGGCUUAGUAUGGUAAAAUAAAAAUAAUUCUUGGUUAAUUUUGCACAACACUUAUGUGUAAUAUUCAGAGUUUCAAUUUUCGAAACAAUGUAAGUACCGACUAAACAAUGCUUUUUUUUUUAAUUUUGUAUUAUUAAAGAACGACACAUUCUGCGAUUCGCAACGACAAUUUUCAACAAGGGAUCAAAAUCUCGCUGAUUUGUAAAUGCGGAGUUUUUAUUAACACAAAACUGCGAGGCAGCGCGUGCCUUCUCUACCGUCCUUUUUAUAGAGCGAUCAGAGGCGACAUGUAUUUUUAUAUAAUAUAUACAAGUAUAUAAGUAUAAAAAUAUUUUCUAAUCAUAGAAAAUAUAAAACAUUCGAAAAAUAUGUACGGUACUCUUAAAUAACUGCGAGUGUAUAAUAUAAAGGAUCUUGGAAUUGAUGAAGCCGUUCGAUAUGCAUAUAUAUAUAUAUAUAUAUAUAUAUAUAUAUAUAUAUAUAAAAAUACGUAUGCCACUGGUGGUAUUACAAAUGCUGUUAUAAGCGAUUUUAUUCUCUCGUAGAUUUUUGUACUAUACUAUGAUAUAUCACUAUGUAAGCUCUACGACUGCUGCUGUUCCCAUGUGAUCUUAGUUCGGUUUUCCGGAUUCGUCGAAUCGGAGAAAACAGCAGCUCGUUGCGAAGACUGACACAGGGCUUGUACGUGAAUGCGCGAUGGCCACUUGUGUAUUAAUAAUUGUUGCUGUUGAGAUUAAUAUUAAGAAAGCAACAAGCAAAAAAGUACGCGUAAGUCAAAUCUGAAAUUUGGUUGAUUACAUAAUAUGACUUUGAUGUAUCGCAAAAAAUAGCGUUUCUUUCAAGUUUAUUGAAAAACGUAAUUUUCGUAAUCUUACGCAAUUUUAUAACACUGUACUAAAUGAAAGGAAAAAGUCAGUGAAGUUGAUCAGUAUAAUAAAAAGAUAAGUUAAAGUGUUCUACGGAACGGGGCUGUUUAAAAUUGCAAAAACGUAUGGAUGAAUUGUAGAAAUAGAAGUUAAACCGCCUACAAAAAUAUUUCAAGAGGUUAAUUUCAGGAAAAGAAUGAAGCAUAGAAUUUGAUACAUUUGCAUUGCAUACUGUUACUCGCGUGAUUAAGAGCUACCGAAUUGAAUGACAACGGUAAUGUGAUAAGCGACGCUUCGAUUGCGCGAAAUUCGGUUUUAAUGCUAAUGAAAUUAAGUACUACUUAAGAUGUUUCUUGCUUAAAACGCACAUGUGUAUUAAAUAACGUGCUCAACAAAUAAUGUUAAUGGCAUUAAAGACAAGUUAUUCUCCAAUUCCAUGUAUUUUUUGUUUGGUACCAAUAUAUAUUUCUUUCAAACACUCGUUUUCUGCACUUAUUAAAAAUACAAAUACUGCCGUAUAUUAUUUAAUAUAUUAUGAAUUCCGUAAAGUUCGAUGAACUAGAAUAUUACAUUUAGAUUACAAUUAUAAAGAGUGAUUCUCUUAGCGAUUGUAAUAAAAAUCGACGAUUUAAGUAGUUUCGUUAAUUCGUGUACCAUUGCUAAUUGCAUACGUUAUGAAAUAAUUGUUGAAACUCGAAAAAUACUUUGUUCUUUGUCCUAGAUAUAAGUGCGAUUUUGUAGUAACUGAUGUUAAAUUUAUAAUGAAAAUUGCAAACGAAGAUGUGUAUAAUUUGAAUGCCUGUUUAACGAUACGUCGCUAGUAUCGUUAUAUCAGCAAUUCGAUUACUAAGUUUUUUUCGAUAUUCUGCAUUAACGUGCGAAGUGUUGAAUCUGUGAACUUUGUAUCUAUUAAGAAAUUUAACUUCUUAUCUUUCACUAUCAUGUAUCGAUUAUUAGUUUGGAGAUGAUUAAAGAUGAUUUCAAUCGAAA